This is a messenger RNA of Strigops habroptila (Kakapo), 1194 nucleotides long. It is a transcript of the gene SCEL, whose product is annotated as sciellin. Bases 117 to 1181 code for a protein of 354 amino acids. Lineage: Eukaryota; Metazoa; Chordata; Aves; Psittaciformes; Psittacidae. The transcript has 15 exons. Gene Ontology annotation, biological process: epidermis development. The record is from RefSeq and is a predicted model, not a curated record. Gene Ontology annotation, cellular component: cytoplasm.
UUAAAAGAAAAGAGUGUGGUCAGAGCCUUCCAAUCAAAAUACCAGAAUUUUAAACUCUCACAAACAUCUGGAAUUUCACAAUUAGAUUCCCACAGAAGGACACCCCUCUGAACAAAAUGUCAGCUUUCAGCAUACGAAAAGAGUCUCCUAACCAAAGCGAUAAUAAGAGCCCGUCUGUUGCAAUUAAAAGCAGACAACAAGCUACUCAUGAUAGUAACAAACGACGGACCCUUUUGCAAGAUAACAGCUGGAUAAAGAAGAGGCCUGAAGAGGAAAAUGCUGAUGAAAACUAUGGAAGGGCUGUGCUUAAUCAAUACAAAUCUCAAGAUAGCCUACACAGCAGUGCUGUGAAUGAAAAGGAAGAUCAGAAAGCUGUACUUGGACGAUACAGGUCUGAUACUACCCUGGACAGAAUUCCAGGCAAAAGUGAUACUGAUAAAAUACAUAAGUCCCCAACUCUGAAUAACAAGGAAAGCAACAGACAAUCUUGGACUCCUAAUGCAGGACCCACAAACACUGCUGCGACUUCUCCAAUCAAGAAAAAAAGGCAAUCUUGGAUGCCUCCCCCAGUUUCAAGUAGUAAGACCACGACAGAAACAGUGGAAACCAAAAGGACCACUUCAGCAAAUUCAGAGGCUCCAACAACGGAUGCCUUUUCAUCAGAACAGGUGACCCCUCAGAAAUCCAAGACUGAUAUGGAUGAUCGAGCUACAGCAAGGAACCAAAAUCUUGACAACCAACUCAAAGUGAAUCCAGAUUCUUUCACAAGCGACAAGGAAAUAACUGAGCAAGCAUAUGAAAAUCCUCCAAGGGCUCUAAAUAAUCUCCCAGAAACAAACUACUACAGUGACAGUGAAAGAAAGACCAGCAAAUCGUCAUAUGGUACCUAUGACAAAAAUAUAACUGGAAAUACUAUCAAAACUGUUUAUUCUACUUCCGAUCGGAGUAUAAUUGGAAAAGAUAUAUGUACAUACUGCAGGAAGCCCUUGGGCAUAGAUGCCAAAAUGAUCUUAGAUGCCUUGCAAAUUUGCUGUCAUUCGACUUGCUUCAAGUGUGAAGUAUGUAAAAGACCACUGGAAGAUCUGAAAGCAGGAGACAGCAUUUGGAUUUAUAGACAAACUGUGCAUUGUGAGCCUUGCUAUUCCAAAGUUAAAGGUAAGAUGCAAGAUAUAUUAUACUGAACACAGAACAACA